CCGUCCUCUCGUACAGUGUCUUUGCUCCUCCGUGCGUUCUGUAUGCAUGCUUUUCACCCUCGCUCAUCUACCCCCCGCUCUGUCGCGGGAAAACAGUGGCCCGGGGUAGAAUCGGGCAAUGCAUAUCUCUGUCUCUCAACCUGUCUAUCUUUUUUGUGGAGCCGAGUGCUGCACUGCCGAUAGGAGGGGAGUUUUUGAUCAGUCACACUGGACUGACUGACUGACUGGGAAUGUUAUGCCGCGUCCCCUCCUCCUCUCAUUCUCUCUCUCUAAUCUGACAUUUGAGAAACUCGUCCGUGCUCACGAUUGUAAUUAGAAAAAUGCUGAAGCAGAAGUGCAUUAAUUGGCCCAGCCACUGUGCAAUUGUAUGUAUUGCAAUUGUUCGAUUAUAAAUGACUACAAAAUUCGAUGGACUUGCUUGUUAUUCUUCUACAAUCAAUCUACACUAUUCGCCAAUUCAGAAAAAAAAGAAUGUGAAACUCAAACGGGAGAAAUAUUUUCUCGGAGGACAAUACAUUUAUUCUAUUCGCCAGAUUUGAUGAUUUAUACAACUUUUAUCUUGAGAACUUUUAUUUUGAAGUGACUGUGACGCGCUCGCAUACCCGGAAGUUCACUUCACAACAUCAACUGGCGGGGGGGGGAAAGAGGAGAGGACACGGAGAAAAGAAGUAGCUUUAAUUAAAACACCAAAGUGACUUUUCCAAACAACCUUUUGGAGUAAUUUCAGGCGUCCUUUUAAAAAUUUCAAACUCACUUGCAAAUGUUCUGAGAGCAGAUAGUGUCACAUGGAGACUAUUGUAAAGAACGUGGAGCGGACCAUGGAGCUACUCGCUGUGUCGCAGACAGAGACGGUGCAGCGGUGGGACAAACAGACCCUGGACAGAGUCUUCCAAUGGACUCAGUACUGCCAACACGUCUACACAAGGUUCCAUGCAAAUCCAACCGUCAGGGACAUCUUGGAAAAACAACUACAGGUGACAAACGAAAGUUUACGAACAACUUUUCAUGGGUAUACGGACAUCACGUUUUCUGACCUGUCGCAGUGUCAACACUUGCUGCUUGUGGGGUUACUAAACAACGCCGCUGUUCCGAGCUCAGUCGUCAAACUACUUUUCGACACUAUAACUGUUGGAGGUAAAUAUAAGGACGCCACCGGUCAUUGCACUGAACUCAUAGAAGUGAAAUCAGCAUGUAAAGUCUUAAGCGCCAUUCAUUUGAAACGCAGUACGUCCUUUCCCGGUCCCGAUAAUGACGUGUUAGGCAUGACACUGAUGGAGAUGUUGGAUAUCCUGCUCUCUCCAGCUACUGGCGGGUCCAAGGUGGGCCUAGCAGAGAAGUUAUUGGACAACAUCUUACAAACCUGUGGUGAAAAUGAAAACUUCUCAGGAGUCGUUGCUGCUGCUCUCCUGUCAAGGAAAAACGACAAAACGGCAACAACAACAAAAAUGGCUUCAGAAGGAGUUUCAUUCCACUUUAUCCUGGAUUGGCUGCAGCAACACCACAGUUUACUCCAUAAUAUGUGUUCCACGUUGCCUAUUGGUCUUUUGAUGGACCUCCACCAGCAGUCGGUGAGGUUUAGAGUGACCUACGGUGACAUGUUGAAGCAAUGGGGGUCACAGUUGGAGUAUGACGUGGGAGAAGGAGAGUGGGUUCAAAUGUAUACCACUGACGGGGUGUCGUUCAAGACACUGUCUGACCAUUAUAGGUCGUUGCUAGGGGCUUGUCCGUCAACAAAGGAGGACGUUGAGAGAGAACUGACAGAACUGAAGGUUGCAGAUGGGGACUUUGAUGUUAGAGGUCUGAGUGUUUGGGGUGACCUCCUCUCUGAGCUGAACAAGGUCUGAGUGUUUGGGGUGACCACCUCUCUGAGCUGAACAAGGUCUGAGUGUUUGGGGUGACCACCUCUCUGAGCUGAACAAGGUCUGAGUGUUUGGGGUGACCUCCUCUCUGAGCUGAACAAGGUCUGAGUGUUUGGGAUGGUCUUUUUUUUAAACAUUUUUUAAAUAUUUUUUUACCUGAAAUGUUAAUUAUCUAAAAACAUGUAAAACAUCAUCCGUUGCCAUCAGUUGAAACACAACAUGUUCUUGAGUACAGGGUGAUGCAACAAAUGAAAAAGAAAAUCAGAGUUGACUUGUUUUUAGAUAAUUGACAUUAAUUUAAAGGUAAAAAAAAAAUCAAUUUUUAUUAAUGCAAAAUGAAAAAAUAAACUAUAACUAUAAAAAUAAACUAUAAACAAUUUGACAACUCUGUUUGUAAGCUUCUAAAUGAAAUCGAACUCCAACCUUUUAUCUUUUCCAGUAAUGAAGACAUUACUGGAAAAGUAAUGGGGUAUGCAGAAUAGGUCAAAUUUGAUCACUUUUUAUCUCCUGAAUGUUUUGGUAACUUUCUGACCACUUCCCUCCAUGUAUGGUAAGUUUUUUUUAUUUUUUAUGAAAGCUGUCAAAAAGUGAAUUGAAAUGGAUUUACCCCCUCUCUUGAGCAGAACAAAGCCAUGUGUAGCCUCAUCAGUAUCCUGUCAUUGGGCAGUCAGUGUUCGUUGGACAAAUGUGGACGUUUGGCCUCGUUAGAUACAAUUUAUUUAAAUGUAUUUGUUAAAGGAUACAUGUUUUUGUGCUAAUACAUAUAUGUUUGUAUCAAUAACAGAAUAAAGAGGACUUUCAUUAAGCAAA
This is a messenger RNA of Oncorhynchus kisutch (coho salmon), 2669 nucleotides long. It is a transcript of the gene fancf, whose product is annotated as FA complementation group F. Bases 786 to 1844 code for a protein of 352 amino acids. The record is from RefSeq and is a predicted model, not a curated record. Gene Ontology annotation, biological process: interstrand cross-link repair. The transcript has a single exon. Lineage: Eukaryota; Metazoa; Chordata; Actinopteri; Salmoniformes; Salmonidae. Gene Ontology annotation, cellular component: Fanconi anaemia nuclear complex.